AUGGCUUCCCUUGGCGUUUUGGACCAGCUUACUACUUGGAAACCGAGUGAGAAUACACCCUACGGAAUCAUCCCCGUGAUAGUGGGAUUCCUGAACUGUUACAGAGCCAGGAAAUGCUACCACUUAGGCUUCUCAGAGUGUGAUAUGAAAAGAACGGAGGACGAUAAGUGGGCUCAGGACGGCUACAGCAAUCUGUCACCACAGCCUCUCCGUCGAGCAGAAUCCACCAGGAAAAUGCACACUCUUGGUGCUCGUGAUACAAAUGGCUUAGCAACCCAAACUCAGCUAGUAGUCAUCGCACCCAAUCUGAUGACCCCUCAGAGAAUUUCUUACUUGCUGUUUGUGCCUCGAUCGGCUGCCAACCAUGGAUCCAUAUCGAUCAGUUCCAGCGUUAUUGCGAUCGCAACAUUAGCCGCUCAAGUUGCUGACCUAGGAGUGCUCCUCCUGGAAUUUGCCUUCGUGGUGAAAAAGCGACAGACCUUCCUAGAGAAGAGAAUAUCCUCCAAUCCACAUCUCUUGAAGCAGGCGAAUGCCAAGCUGAAUGAGCUGAAGGCGAUUGUAUAUAAGCUCAUUGCUGAUCAGUCCUCAGACAGUCUUAUGGAAGCUGGCUUCUUCUCCUGUUUUCCUUCCCGAGUUAACUCACGACUGGAGGAUAUGCUUCAAGAGCGCAGCAGUGCCGCCAGCUCGGAUGGUAGCUUUGCAGAUGCAUCGGAGUACCUGUCUAUAUGCUGA
Molecule: messenger RNA, 732 nt
Organism: Aspergillus niger
Lineage: Eukaryota; Fungi; Ascomycota; Eurotiomycetes; Eurotiales; Aspergillaceae
Exons: 5
Coding region: 1-732 (243 amino acids)
Source: RefSeq, a predicted model, not a curated record